Molecule: messenger RNA, 1344 nt
Organism: Rosa rugosa (rugosa rose)
Lineage: Eukaryota; Viridiplantae; Streptophyta; Magnoliopsida; Rosales; Rosaceae
Product: putative F-box protein At1g65770
Exons: 1
Coding region: 1-1344 (447 amino acids)
Source: RefSeq, a predicted model, not a curated record
AUGCAUACCAACUUCAAUAGGGUGGUAAACCCUAGCCUCCAACAACACAUUAGAGCUAGUGAGGUACUCACAGGUUCAGAUUCAAUACAUCAUCAAUGGGAGUGUCUUGAUCUGGACGUGGCUUGUUUGGUUCUUGACAAGUUAUUGGAAUCCAUCGACCGGGCUAGUUUCCGUGUGGUUUGCAAAGAAUGGGGUCGUCUUGCAAGAGCCUAUAGGCGAUUGUGUAAGCCAAAGGUGCUUCCCAUGCUCCUAAUCCCUGCAGACAACCAUCACUACUAUGGAAAGAAGAACUCACGACAAUCACUAGAGACUAUUAUGCACCAAGGAUUACUGUACAGUGUUUCGAAACGAAGAAUCUACCGGCGUGUGCAGAGUAUUAUGCUCCCAUCAUUAGGUGAACCAGAACCAGAAACUAGAUAUAGCAGAUACUAUCGUGGAUGUGGGCAUGGUUGGGUGGCCAUGAUAGACACGGAUGUGAUAUUUGGAAGUGAAACGAUUAUAACUCUCGUCAACCCUUUCACAACAGUAAUAUUGCCGUCUUUACCUCCUCUGAAACGCUAUAACUCGGGUAUCCCAAAAGUUAUCUUGUCCGAAGAUCCGACUUCGAAUCCAGACCAUUACGUGGUUGUAGCUUUCGCUGAUGAUUAUGCCUCCAUGGAUUUCAUCAAAGGAAGACAAGGUUGGUAUCAUAUCGAUUGCAGACCAUACCUCGCAGAGCCUGAUGAUUACAAUUUUACUGAUGCUAUAUUUUACGGAGGCCAAAUCUACAUGGCUGAUAGUUAUUACGGGAUAAUUGCGGUGUUUGAUUAUAAAAGCAAACAACAAGUAUACUUGGAAAAGAUAUACACACCACCGCCACCUGCUGCACGAGAUGAAUCCGAACGGGCAUAUCUUGUGGAAUCAAUCAAUGGAGACAUAUUCUAUAUUCGACGGUUAACAACGUCAGGGUAUUAUAGUGAUCUGACCAAGAGUUUUAGGGUUUUUAAGGUGGUGCUCAAUGGAAGCACUGUGGAGCAUGUUGAGGUAAAGAGCAUUGGAGAUGAGGCUUUGUUUGUUGGUGACAGUCAUUCAUUAUCUUUUUUGGCUUCAAGCUCUUCAGGGUGUCAACCAAAUUCAAUUCACUUCACAGAUGAUUCGAUAAAUUUUUCCAAAUAUUUAGAUAACUAUAUACGACGAGUCAUCACAAUAAAAUGCUACGAGGACGAGGACGAGGACGAAUAUCAAGUACGAGCUGAUACGGGUAUCUUCCAUUUAGAGGAUGGAACUAUUAGCCGAUAUUACCUAAAAUGUUUUGACGAUGACCUGCUACCACCCGCUUUUUGGAUCAUACCACCGGCCUUUUAA